Messenger RNA from Colletotrichum truncatum, 2181 nucleotides. RefSeq names its product Sec1 family protein. Gene Ontology annotation, biological process: vesicle-mediated transport; intracellular protein transport. Lineage: Eukaryota; Fungi; Ascomycota; Sordariomycetes; Glomerellales; Glomerellaceae. Gene Ontology annotation, cellular component: secretory granule; plasma membrane. Gene Ontology annotation, molecular function: syntaxin binding. The record is from RefSeq and is a predicted model, not a curated record.
AUGGGUGUCUCCACGCUUCAGGAGCUCCAUGAUAUUAUCAUCGAUACCAUCAAGAAUAUCACACGAGGCGACUGGAAAGUCCUGGUACUAGACGAAGAUUCGAAGAAGGUUAUAGACAAUGUCAUUAAGGAAGAUGACAUCCUCAACAAUAACAUCGCCAACAUUGAGCGUAUCGAACAGAAGAGGGACAUGAACCCUGAGAUGGACGCCAUCUAUAUCUUGACGCCUAAAGAGAAUAUCGCUGAGAUUCUCGUAAACGAUUUCGAGCGACGAAGAUACAAACAAUCCUUCCUGGUGUGGACUGGUGUUUUGGAACCUCGAGUUCGACACAUGAUUGACAACUGCCCGCCUGCCAAACAACGUAUCGCCGGCUUUGAGACUUUGUCUAUUGAUUUCUUCCCCCGCGAGUCGCACUUAAUCACUUUCAGAGACCCUUGGAGUUUCCCAAUCCUAUACCACCCAAGCUGCAAUAACCUGGUCGCACGUCACAUGAAAAUUCUAGCUCAAAAGAUUACGGGUGUGUGCGUCACAUUGGGCGAGUACCCGAAGGUUCGCUACUACAGGCCAAAGAAUCCUCUGCACGAGGCUAGUGUUCUCUGCUCUCAUCUUGCCCGUUUCGUUCAAGAAGAACUGGACGAGUAUGCGCAGUGGAACCAAAACUUCCCCCCGCAAAGCUCGAGGCCUACGGGAACGCUCAUCAUUACCGACAGAUCGAUGGAUUUGAUGGCGCCACUUGUGCACGAGUUUACCUAUCAGGCAAUGGCUCACGACUUGCUGGAUAUUAAAGACGGCGACAAGGUGACGUAUCACAUGAUCACCAACGAAGGAACACCCGAAGCAGAGGAGAAGGAUAUGGAAUUGUCCGAUAAAGACACAGUCUGGGUGGACAACCGACACAGGCACAUGAAGGAUACCAUCGAUAAACUCAUGGGAGAUUUCAGAAAGUUCUUGGAGGCUAACCCUCACUUCGUCAACGAGGAACAAGACACGACAAGUCUGAACGCCAUUAGGGACAUGUUGGCUGGGUUGCCGCAGUUCCAGGAGAUGAAAGAGGCUUACUCACUCCAUCUCAACAUGGCCCAAGAAGCCAUGAACAUCUUUCAGCAUCACAAGCUGCCAGACAUUGCCUCUGUCGAGCAAAGUCUCGCGACAGGGCUGGACGAGGACUUUAAGAAGCCCAAAAACAUACUGGACCAGGUUGUGCGACUCUUAGAUGACGAGGCUGUCACACCAAGCGAUCGUUUGCGGCUUGUUAUGCUCUAUGUGAUGUACCGGGACGGCGUCAUUAUGGAGGAUAUCAACCGAUUACUGGCCCACUCCGGGCUGCCUCAGAGAGAUGGUGAGAUCGUAGUAAACCUUGAGCUGCUGGGCGGACGCCCUGUCCACGGAUUAAAAGACACCCGGCCCCCUCCACCACCUCUAUUCACGAAGAACACAAAGCCCGCGGAUGUCAGCGAAGAAUACUCUCUAUCUCGCUUCGAAACAGCGAUGCAGACAAUGUUGGAGGAGCUCUGCCGAGGCACCCUAGAUCAGACAACGUUUCCCUACGUGAAGCCGCCCUUAGAUCCCAACGAGGAUCUUUUGGCCUCGCAACAGGGCUCACUCCGCGCAGGCAGGCCGAACUGGGCGGCAGCGGGACGUCGACCACCAGAAAACCGACAGCGCUUCCUCGUGUUCAUGGCCGGUGGUGCGACAUUCAGCGAGAGCAGAGCAUGCUAUGAAGUUUCCGCCCGCCAAGGCAAGGACAUUUUCCUGGCGACAAGUCAUAUGCUUACCCCGCAACUCUUCGUCCGCCAAGUGGGCGAUCUCACCAAGGACAAGCGCACGCUCGACAUCCCCUUGGAGCGACCGACGCCCCGCGCUCCUGCAUGGGUUUACGAACGCCCAGCUCCUCCGCCAAACCCCAUGGCAAACCGCCCUGGAGCGGGUAUGGCGCCUCCACAACAGCAAGGCUUGCCGGCGGGAGGCCGCAGACCACCCCCUGCUGGUGGCCUCCCCGGACGCCCUGUCGCGCCGCCGACAGCUCAGAUGAGCAACAUGAGCCUUAACAGCGGCGCGCCCGUACCUGACGGCGGCGCCUCCCCUGCGCCGUCAGACAGCGGAAAGCCGCACAAGUUGGAAAAGGACAAGAAGCGUCGUAACUUCUUGGGUAUGAAGAAAAGCAGCAAGGACAAAAACUAA